Molecule: messenger RNA, 1446 nt
Organism: Fopius arisanus
Lineage: Eukaryota; Metazoa; Arthropoda; Insecta; Hymenoptera; Braconidae
Gene: DNApol-alpha50
Product: DNA primase small subunit
Exons: 5
Coding region: 173-1399 (408 amino acids)
Biological process (GO): DNA replication, synthesis of primer
Cellular component (GO): alpha DNA polymerase:primase complex
Source: RefSeq, a predicted model, not a curated record
UCUCCCCUAUAAUCUCUGGUACGACAUCCGAAUUUUUUUCGGGUGGCUCAUUCGAAUUUUUUGUUGACCAUGGUUAGUCCCACGGGUUGGUGAAUAGCAAACAAAUUUGUGGUAGAAUUUUUUCUCAGUGUAGAACUCCCCCGCAACCGAUUACCAAGUAGAAGUGAUAACAAUGGACAAUCUCGAAGAUCUGUUGCCUGUUUACUAUUCACGAUUAUUUCCCUUCAAUGAUUAUUAUCGGUGGUUGAGCUACGGGAAAGGAGAGAACUUCCACAACAGAGAGUUUUCUUUCACCCUCGGAGAAGAUGUUUACAUUCGUUAUCAAGCUUUUAAUAAUAUAAAACAGCUGGAGAAUGAAAUCAAGAGAAUUUUACCCUUCAAAAUUGAUAUCGGCGCUAUUUAUACAGUGUGCCCAAAACCGGAGAGAAGAGUAGUUAACCUUGUUCCGGUGCAACGUGAACUUGUAUUUGAUAUUGACAUGACCGAUUAUGAUGAAGUUAGAGCCUGUUGCUCAGGUGCUGAGAUUUGUAAUAAAUGCUGGAAGUACAUGGAUAUUGCUUGCAAAAUCCUGGACACUGCGCUCAGAGAGGACUUUGGCUUCAACCAUAUCAUCUGGAUCUUCUCAGGAAGACGAGGAAUUCAUGCAUGGGUCUGUGAUCCCCUGGCUCGCAGCCUUGACACGACAACACGUGGGGCAGUGGCUGAAUAUCUCCAAUUAAUAUCUGGAGGUGAAUACACCAAAAAGAAAGUCAAUCUACCUGGUGAAAAGAUACAUCCUGCUGUGAAACGUGCACUUAAAAUUAUCUCUCCGAAAUUUGUGUCGAUGUGUGUCGAGGAGCAGCAAAUGUUGGAAAAUCAGGAGAACAUUCAGAAGUUCUUGGCAAUUUUUCCUGAUGAUACCGCUAGGGCAGAGAUCAAGGAACUUUUCGAUAAAUGUAACAAAGGAGUGGAUCGGUGGUAUGUAUUCGAAAAUUACGUGAAAGAACAGAUGCAAUCGAAUAAAAGAUGGCGACAUCGUCACAUUAUUGAAGAGAUAAUGAUUCAAUAUUGUUAUCCGAGGCUCGAUAUAAACGUCACGAAAGGCAUGAAUCAUCUCCUGAAGUCUCCGUUCUGUGUCCACCCUAAGACUGGAAAAGUUUGCAUUCCCUUCAAUCCAAGAACUGUAGAAAAAUUCGAUCCCUCUACAGUACCAACGAUAAAUGUUCUCAUUGACGAGAUUAAUGCUUACGACACGAAGGAGAAAAAUAUUGAAGGCGGCAUCGAAAAUACAAAGAAGAUCAAAGACUACAAGAAAACAAGUCUAAACAAAUCUCUGCACUUGUUCCAAGAGUUUCUGAGAAAUCUUGAGGAUGCCAGAAAGAAUGAAAAGGAUUCACUAAAAAAUACCAUGGAAUUUUGAUUUUUCGACCUUUUUUUCAUAAAAUAAAGUGAAAUUAAUUCUGCAAA